Messenger RNA from Synchiropus splendidus (mandarinfish), 1526 nucleotides. RefSeq names its product X-box binding protein 1 (gene xbp1). Gene Ontology annotation, cellular component: nucleus. Gene Ontology annotation, molecular function: DNA-binding transcription factor activity, RNA polymerase II-specific; RNA polymerase II transcription regulatory region sequence-specific DNA binding. The record is from RefSeq and is a predicted model, not a curated record. Lineage: Eukaryota; Metazoa; Chordata; Actinopteri; Syngnathiformes; Callionymidae.
CCUCCUCAGUCAGAGAAGAUCAGCCGGGUCCGGAGUCCGACCCUCCACCAGCACGUACUCGGAUACCGGUUUCCGCUCCGUUUGGGACCGCGCAGGAUUAUCCAGCCAUGGUGGUCGUAGCAGCAGGGGGAGCCCACAAGGUGCUCCUCAUCUCCGGGAAGCAGAGCUGCUCCGCCGGCGCCCAGCCCGGCUUCGGCCGGCCCAUCUCCGUGGUCCUGCCGUCCUCCAGCCAGGCGUCGUCGGACUCCGAGUCCAGCACGUCGGCCGGGCCGCCGGUGCGGAAGAGGCAGCGCUUGACCCACUUGAGUCCGGAGGAGAAAGCGCUUCGAAGGAAGCUCAAGAACAGAGUCGCGGCUCAGACCGCCAGAGACAGAAAGAAGGCCAAGAUGGGGGAACUGGAGCAGCAAGUUCUGGAGCUGGAACUGGAGAACCAGAAACUUCACAUCGAGAACAUGCGACUUCGGGAACAGACGAGCGGCCUCCAGACAGAGAACGAGGAGCUGAGACAGCGGCUCGGCUUGGACGCGCUGGAGUCGAAGGAAAAGGUGCAGGUGUUGUUGUCCACUGGGAGCGAAGCAGAUUUGGGGAUCGGGUCUUCUGAGUCCGCAGCACUCAGGCUACGUGUGUCCGCAGCAGGUGCAGGCCCAGCAGUUCCUAAAUCUGAAGACCUCUCAAUGGAUACAGAUGGUCCUGACCCUGCAGACUCUGAGUCUGAUCUGCUCCUGGGCCUUCUGGACAUCAUUGGCCCAGAGCUGUUCCUCAAGUCAUGUGAGCAGGAGUGCCAGGAGCCGCCGGUGCUCCUGGUCGGAGGGGGGGAACCAGUACCUCCCGCCGCACCUGCGACUGUGGGGGCCUCACCAGUUAAGCUGGAGGCCCUUAAUGGACUGAUCCACUUGGACCACAUCUACACCAAGCCCGUGGAGGAGGUGAGCGACGGGCAGUGCAGCGACUCGGAGAGCGACGCGGAGAUCGUGGCCACCUUCGCCGCCGUCGAGGAAGUGGAAAUGUGCGUGAAGGACGAACCAGAGGAAGUGGUGAUCCAGGGCUGCGACGCCCCGACGGACACCGACUUCCCUGCGGACUCCUCCCCGAACCUCGGCGGCCUGGACAAGGAGGCGUGCCUCGCGGACACCUUCAGUGACUCCGGGUACGAAGGGUCCCCCUCCCCGUUCAGCAACAUGUCGUCCCCCCUCUGCUCCGAGAGCAGCUGGGAGGACAUGUUUGCCAACGAACUCUUCCCCCAGUUAAUCAGCGUCUGAACCGCUUCCUCAUAUACCGUGUAUACCGCCGAGGCGCCCGCCCCAUUGACCUGUGGGAGUCUGCGAGAAAAUUUGAACUGCCACGCAAUUCCUGCCAUUUUUAAUCUGCCACCACGCGGGGGAGGGGACCCCAACAUUUAAGUAUUUUAUUUAUUUGUGUAUUCUGCUUCGGAGUCACUGUAUGUAUGUACGCAUGUAAAAACUACCGCUUCUACUGUCGCUCUUCUUGUAGUCAAAUUACUGCAUUAAAAAAAGUUUUGCAUCGCA